Strigops habroptila (Kakapo) is the source of this 11385-nucleotide messenger RNA. RefSeq names its product teashirt zinc finger homeobox 3 (gene TSHZ3). NCBI's taxonomy places the organism in Eukaryota, Metazoa, Chordata, Aves, Psittaciformes, Psittacidae. Gene Ontology annotation, cellular component: nucleus. Gene Ontology annotation, biological process: regulation of transcription by RNA polymerase II. Gene Ontology annotation, molecular function: DNA-binding transcription factor activity, RNA polymerase II-specific; DNA binding. Bases 501 to 3737 code for a protein of 1078 amino acids. The transcript is spliced from 2 exons. The record is from RefSeq and is a predicted model, not a curated record.
CGCCGCUCCAGCGCCGAGCCGGGAGCCGGGGAGUGGAGAGCGCCGGCUGAGGCUCCGCCGACUCCUGCCAAGAAAUUCCCCGUCUUUAUGCCGUGAUCUCCCAGCCCGGCCAGGCACCGGGGGCGCGGGGUGGGGUGGGGGGGACUGCGGGCUCCCCCCAGCCCUCCCGCCCGCACACCUCUUCGGGGGGCUUCCCCUCCUCCUUCCUCCGGGGCGAUUUGUCAAACUUCCCCCCUCUUCUGCCAGCAGCAGCAGCAGCAGCAGCAGCAGCAGCAGCAGCAGCAGCAGCAGGGCUGUCCUCUCCUCUGUGCCGCCUCCUCCUCCUCCGCCGCCGCCGCCUCCUCCUCCUCGGCAUCGUGUAUGCACAGCAACAAAAAAUAUAUCCCCAACCCAGCCCUCGAGCCGAGGCUGGAGCAGCUCACCGGAUCUCUGGGGCUGAAGCAACUCUUCCCACCCCCGCGCCCAGGCAGCCCCCCCUCCGCCGGCCGCCAGAGCUCAGCAUGCCGAGGAGGAAGCAGCAAGCGCCCCGGCGCGCAGCAGCCUAUGUUUCAGAUGAACUAAAAGCAGCAGCACUGGUGGAAGAAGAUGUGGAACCUGAUGAAAAUGCAGUUGAUGGGGAGCCUUCAGCAAAAUACGCAUGUCCAGAAAAAGACUUCAGUAAGAACUGCCAAAGCUACCAAAACUCUCCAGCAGCUGAAUUUUCUAGCCAUGAAAUGGAUAGUGAGUCACAUAUCAGUGAGACAAGUGACCGCAUGGCAGACUUCGAGAGCAGCUCCAUCAAAAAUGAGGAAGAGAGCAAGGAGGUCUCGAUACCACUGGAAGACUCUACUGUAUCUGAUAGUUUAGAACAAAUGAAAGCUGUCUAUAAUAACUUCCUCUCCAAUUCCUACUGGUCCAAUCUCAAUUUGAACCUUCACCAGCCGAUUUCGGAAAAGAACAAUGGUAGCAGCAGCAGCAGCAGCAGCAGUAGCAGUUGUGGAAGUGGCAGCUUUGACUGGCACCAGACUGCUAUGGCUAAAACACUGCAGCAAGUUUCUCAGAGCAGAAUUCUUCCUGAACCAAGUCUUUUUAGCACAGUUCAAUUGUACAGACAAAGCAGUAAGCUUUACGGCUCUAUAUUUACUGGAGCCAGUAAAUUCCGGUGUAAAGACUGCAGUGCUGCCUAUGAUACUUUAGUAGAAUUAACAGUGCACAUGAAUGAAACAGGACAUUAUCGAGAUGACAACCAUGAAACUGAUAACAAUAACCCCAAAAGAUGGUCCAAACCUCGUAAACGUUCUUUGCUUGAAAUGGAAGGGAAAGAAGAUGCCCAGAAAGUUUUAAAGUGUAUGUACUGUGGUCAUUCAUUUGAAUCUCUUCAGGAUUUGAGUGUUCAUAUGAUCAAAACAAAACACUACCAAAAAGUGCCUCUGAAGGAACCUGUUACACCUGUAGCAGCAAAAAUUAUCCCAGCUACUAGAAAGAAAGCAUCACUGGAGCUUGAACUUCCAAGUUCUCCAGAUUCCACAGGUGGGACACCAAAAGCAACAAUCUCAGAUACCAAUGAUGCACUUCAAAAGAAUUCUAAUCCCUACAUUACGCCAAAUAAUCGCUAUGGUCACCAGAACGGUGCCAGCUAUGCCUGGCACUUUGAGGCGAGGAAAUCUCAAAUUCUGAAGUGCAUGGAGUGCGGAAGCUCGCAUGACACUCUGCAGGAACUCACGGCUCACAUGAUGGUGACAGGACAUUUUAUUAAAGUCACUAACUCUGCCAUGAAAAAAGGGAAGCCAAUUAUAGAAGCCCCGGUGACCCCAACAAUAACAUCUUUAGUAGAUGAGAAAGUCCAGUCUGUGCCCCUUGCUGCCACCACUUUUACGUCUCCAUCCAAUACACCUUCUAGUGUUUCCCCUAAAUUAAACGUUGAAAUAAAAAAAGAAGUAGAUAAAGAAAGAAGCAUUGCUGAUGACAAAAUGAAAGACAAAGAAAAGUCAAGUGAAGAUGAGGAGAAGUAUGAUAUCUCCUCAAAAUACCAUUACUUGACUGAAAAUGACCUGGAAGAAAGCCCUAAGGGGGGAUUAGAUAUAUUGAAGUCUUUAGAAAACACAGUUACAUCAGCUAUAAACAAAGCCCAGAAUGGCACACCAAGCUGGGGUGGCUAUCCCAGCAUUCAUGCUGCCUAUCAGCUGCCCAAUAUGAUGAAGCUGUCUUUGGGCUCAUCUGGGAAGAGCACACCAUUAAAACCUAUGUUUGGAAACAAUGAACUAGUAUCUCCAACUAAAAACCAGCCCUUGGUGUCUCCUCCAAGUAGCCAGACCUCACCUGUGCCAAAAACAAACUUUCACGCCAUGGAAGAAUUGGUAAAGAAAGUCACUGAGAAGGUGGCUAAAGUAGAGGAAAAAGUGAAAGAGCCUGAAGGAAAGCUUUCUCCAAUGAAGCGUGCAACACCUUCUCCAUGCAGUAGUGAAGUCAGUGAACCCCUUAAGAUGGAGUCCUCCAAUGAUGGUGGCUUUAAAAGCCAGCAGAGCAGCCCAGUCCCUCAGAGAGAUGGUUGCAAAGAUAGUCCAACUGUCGAAUCUGUGGAAAAUGGGAAGGAGCCUGUUAAGUCUAUUGUAAGUUCUUUAAGUAGCAGCACAGCUAUCAUUACUGACCACCCUCCUGAACAGCCAUUUGUAAAUCCAUUAAGUGCACUGCAGUCUGUCAUGAAUAUUCACCUUGGGAAGGCAGCAAAGCCAUCUUUGCCUGCUUUGGAUCCAAUGAGCAUGCUGUUUAAAAUGAGCAACAGUUUGGCAGAAAAGGCUGCAGUGGCCACCCCACCUCUACAAUCCAAAAAGCCAGACCACUUAGACCGUUAUUUUUAUCAUGUCAGCAAUGACCAACCCAUAGAUUUGACGAAAGGCAAGAGUGACAAAAGCUGCUCUUUGGGUUCAGCGCUUUUGUCAUCUACAUCGACAUCUUCUGCAUCUUCUUCAUCUACAGUGACAACAGCAAAGACAUCUGCAGUCGUGUCAUUCAUGUCAAACUCGCCGCUACGCGAGAAUGCCUUGUCAGAUAUAUCUGAUAUGCUGAAGAACCUGACAGAAAGUCACACAUCAAAAUCCUCCACACCUUCCAGCAUAUCUGAGAAAUCUGACAUUGAUGGUACCACAAUAGAGGAACCAGAAGAGAGUACACCAGCUCAAAAAAGGAAGGGACGUCAGUCUAACUGGAACCCUCAGCACUUGCUCAUAUUGCAGGCCCAGUUUGCAGCUAGUUUACGGCAGACUUCAGAGGGUAAAUACAUCAUGUCGGACUUGAGCCCUCAAGAAAGAAUGCACAUUUCCAGGUUUACAGGACUUUCAAUGACCACAAUUAGCCACUGGCUGGCCAAUGUGAAAUACCAGCUCCGAAGGACGGGGGGAACUAAGUUCCUUAAAAAUUUGGACACUGGGCACCCAGUGUUCUUUUGUAAUGACUGUGCUUCACAGAUCAGAACUCCUUCAACUUAUAUCAGUCAUCUUGAAUCACAUCUGGGUUUCAGGUUAAGAGACUUGUCCAAACUGUCCAGUGAUCAGAUUAACAGUCAGAUAGCACAAGCAAAGUCACCGUCGGAAAAACUGGUGACAUCCUCUCCAGAGGAAGAUAUCGGAACUUCUUAUCAGUGCAAACUUUGUAACAGGACUUUUGCAAGCAAGCAUGCUGUUAAACUUCAUCUUAGCAAAACACAUGGGAAGUCACCAGAGGAUCAUCUUCUGUAUGUUUCGGAGUUAGAGAAGCAGUAGCAUUUGCUUUUGAUUAAAAUAACUAAUUUGCUUUGAGGAAAACUGUCAAAGACGCCUUAAAGCUACUGUUUAGUUCUUGGCACAUGUUCUUAUUUUAACUCCAGAGUCGCUCUGGGCUGAACUGUUUUGUAUAACUGUACAGUGUUUAAAUAGAGGUGCAUAAUCAGCUGUUGUUACUGGUAAAAUAUGAAGGUUAAAAUGCAGUGGUAAGUGUUUGGAAUUUUGUGUAAAUUGGAUUUAGUUGCUGUGCAUCCCUCUGAUGCAUCAAGCUGCAUGCAUUAACUGACAGUUUAAUUACGCAUUUAUAACUAAUUCUGGUGCACUUUUUUCAUGUGACCUAAGUGUGCUGGUAUUUCUCACCCUAUAAUCUUUAGCCCUCUGAGUACUUUGAAGCACUUUUGCAUUAAUUUGGUAAAAAUGUGUGGAUAUGGUUUUUUUAAACCCUUACCAGCUUAGUUCCGGUUACUAAUAUGAACCUCCAUUUAUGCAGAGGUGUCUCACACCUUGAAAUUUAAAAACAUAAUUUUCACAUUGAAACAUAGAUGUAUAUAUUGUAUAGAUUUCAAAAUCUCUUAUGGAAAAUGUGAUUGUGGUUAAUGCCAUUUUCUUUUUUCUUCAGCAUUUUUAGCAACAGUGGGUUCUGUACCUGAUAAAACCCAGGUAUAAACUGUACCUAUAUAUAAUGUAUAUUUCAUUUUUUAGAUCAACGGUUUUUCCUUUAACAUCCAAACAUUGUAAAUUAUAAGAUGAAAGAUACCACAGAUAGCAUUUAUAAAGUAUUCAGAAACAUUAUUCUUAAAGCAAAGUAUGUUUUGUUUUGCUAUACAGUACAUCUAUAUUAGUAGAGGUUCAUGUUUAAAUUAUACAUAUUUAUUAGUGUUGCUAUCAUUUGUUUGUAUUUGGGUUUUUUUUGUUAAACCAUCUGAAGAAACAGAAGCCACGGACUGCAUUCCUGGCAUGCAUUCUAACUGUUUUGCACAACAUGACUUUUAAAGGUAUUUAUUAGUAAAAAAAAAAAAACAAACAAACAAAAAAAAAAAAACCAAACAAAAAAACAAAAACACAAAAGAAAAAAUUCAAAAUAAACUCAGUGCUCAAAGGGUUAAAUCUAUUUGAAAAACUUGUACUGUAUUUCCUAAACAUUGAUAAAGCCUUUAAGAUGUUUGUACUGUAAUACUUUGCUUAAAAAGUUAUGAGGCAUUCUGUGAUAUAACCUCUUUUACUUAUUUAUAAGCGCCCUUUGUUGUUAUUUCCUAUUGUAGAAUGCCUUUUUAUUUCAAUUGGUAACUUUCUGUUUUGUUCUGCCUAAUUAUUCUCCCAAGAUUCCAUACUGCAGCUUUAUCUUUAGGCAUAUGAAAGGUAACCCGUGGUUACCAUCACACUAAGUGAUUCUGUUCGUCUCCAUUUUUGGCAGUUAAUUUGCAGAAGUAACUGACAGCUGACACCAUAUGAGAAUCUACGUAUAAAAUAUUGGCAUGUAAACAGCACAGACACUGUAAUGCACUCUGUGCCCUGUUUUGUUGUUGACAAUGAAGCACCAUUAUAAGACUCUUCAUAUAACCUUUUUUUCUACAGCAGCAUUAAAAUCGUCUUUUUGCUAUAAUUUUGUGUUGCGUUCACAAUUAUGUCUGAAAUGUGCUACGACUAACGAGCACAUUAAAAUUAAAUUGUAUGCUAUCUGUUUAUGACUGAAGCUUGAGUAGGUUUCUUCAUCUGCCAGGUGCUGGCAGUCAAAAGCUGCACAUAAAUCAGUGGAGUUUUAGUGAACUUUAGCAUUUAAAGAGCAGGGCAGCACUUAUUCAAAGGCUGCAUUAACACUUUUUUUUUUUUUUUCUCCUCCCAGAAAAGAUAAAUGAGCAUUAUAACUCCUUUUUAAACAUCAGGUAAGGCUGACUGUGAGGACGGGGUUUAUGAGCAACGUGUGGCAAAGCAAAUAGGUGUUCUGCUGUGCUGUGUAUUCAGACCCAGGCGGAUACUGCUACUCGCACACCUUCCCGCGGAGUGUAUUGAGUCUGCAAGUUGCACUGGUGGGUAUUUCAUGGCUUAGAAAACCCCUCUCCAUCUACCCAGCAUUUUCAAAUGACACGAGUAGGAACCUGAGACUACUGACUUCAACUUUGUGUUUUUGAAGUGAGUCCUCUCAUGGCCCUAUGUGCUGUUGAACAGCAUUCGCAGCAGGUAGUGAGGGGAAAAGGAGAUGAAUAAACAAAUGCCAGACAAACACAAACAAGCGGGAAUGUUUGAUAAUGACAGACUUUUACUGGGGUUGACAGGUCAGUCAGUCAAAAUUAUUGAAAACAAUUUACGUCUCCAAAGCACCUGUAUUAUAGUGCAUGUAUAUAAUGUCUUUUGCCAGUCAGGUGACCUCAGAGUCUGGAGAUGGUUACAUGGGAUCAAAACCACCACUACAGCGCUUAAUCAUGUCUCAAGUAAUAACUAGCAUCCGAAUGGCAAAUACAGCGUUUCCUUUCUUUAGGGGGAAAAAAAAAAUCCACUGUCUUCCAGUAAGCAACUAAUUAAAUCUUUGGUCCCGUUCUCCUUGCCUUUUCCUCUUUCCCUUUCCCUUCCCCUUCCUCUUGCAUUUUUCCCUUCCCCUUCCCCUUGCCUCUUUCCCUUCCCUUUCCCUUUGCCUCUUUCCCUUCCCUUUCCCCUUGCCUCUUCCUCUCCUCUCCCUUUCUACUCCCUUUUUCUCCCCUUUCCUUUCAUUUUCAUCUUUCUCUGUAAUAGUAAAGGCUAGCACCAGAUCUUCAAAAAUUGAGUGUUCUGUUCAUCCAAUAGUAAAUACUGGUAAGCAGACCUAGUGAAUGGGAUUAAUGAUGAGGGCUCUGGUUUUUUUCCUCCUCUUGGCACAGUUGUAUCUGAUUUUAAGGUCAUUUGUGUGUCAAUGUUUAUGUCCUCAGCUCAAAUUCCAGCAAUAAAGCUGCAGCAUGCUGUUGUGCCAGUUGACUGUCCCAUCCCAGGAGUCCCUCUCAGUUAGUUGGGAGAGGCAGCUUUAAGGAAGCCUCCUGGGUGGCUGUCCACACUUCCUGCAAAUAGAUGAUCUCAGUCUAAAUGCAGCCAAACAUUUUACCUCUACAGCAGAGAAUUCCUCCUUUGAAAAUUAUAACAGCUUAAAUAUAGUAUUUGGUUGCAAACCAGAAAUUCACACAUAAGGAGACUGGCAGAUUAUUGCAUAUAUUGUCAAUCAAUGUAUUUUUAAGAUGCACCAUUGACUUACAAUAGUAAUGCUAAAAACUCUGUACCCAACACUCUUAUCUGGGAUGCAGGAGACAGAGGGACUUUUUAUAGGGCAAGUGACAAGACAAGGAGGAAUGGCUUUAAACUGACAGAGGGGAGAUUUAGAUUAGAUGUUAGGACGAAGCUCUUCCCUGUGAGGUUGGUGAGACACUGGCACAGGUUGCUCAGAGAAGCUGUGGCUGCCCCAUCCCUGUCAGUGUUCAAGGCCUGGUUGGACAGGGCUGAUCUAGUGGAAGAUGUCCCUGCCCGUGGCAGGGGGAUUGGAACUCUGUGAGCUUUAAGGCCCCUUCCAACCCAAACCAUUCUAUGAGCCUAUGACUACAGAGCCUUUUGCAGUGUUCCUUCUAUUUGUUCUUAAAAUACAGACAAGGGGUCAAUGGUUGCAAACACUAAAUGCCACUGAUGAUAGAACUGCACCUAAUCUGGGAAAGUCAGUUCCUGGGCCUGACUUCUCCAGGUCUCAGUCUGCAGUGAGGAGAUAGACUAGGUAGAAAUUCAGGGAGCAACCAUACCUGUUAGUAUGCUCCAGAAAUGACUUUUUAGUAUGUUUUUAAAAUAUGCUGGAAACUUUGCAAAUGAAUGGCUAGUCAGGAUCUGCAUAUCCCAAAUUUAUUAAAAUAAAGUUCAGCUUGCAUUUCAGAGCCUUGAGGACUGGCAUACCAAUGUGAUUUUACAUUAUAAAGAAUUUAGAGAAUCAGUGAACUAGAAUAAUGUUCUUUUCUUCCGUACGCUGAUAUGUAUAUUGGCAUGGUAACUAUUAGUGCUAACCAAAUCACCAACCUAGCUAUGUUAAGAUAAUUUUUUUCCUAUUAGACAAACAUGAAGGUAUGGAUGCUGGCUUUUAAAAUAUGCCUCCGAAUUCUGACUUUUGCUUUGCAUUGGAUAUUUUAUUUAGAAAUAUGCAGAUUGAGUGAGAGCAAAAACAAAAUGCCUGAAGAAAGAGUUUAAAAAUGAAAUUGUGAUGGGGUGGGAAGCCUUUAAAUCACAGGUGUAUAAAGGUGACCCUGGUCUAACCCCACCCAAGUAGUGGCUUGUUGCAGCAUACUGUAUAUCUUCCAGCCAUCACAUUUACGCAGUAUCUUAAAAUAACAUUUGUGAUAAAUGUGCAAUUUAACUAAUUUAUGGUGCUAUGAUGUGCUCAAGGCUACAUGCAAGAUGAAAAUCUUAAAUGGAGCUUGAACAGCUCACUUCACAACAAGAAAUCAAUAUGCCAGAUCUUAGAGAGCUGUUCGCUGGAGUCAACAUUUAGCAAAAAAAAAAAUAAAAAAUCAGUGGAUGUAUCUUUAAGUUUUAGUGAGUAAGAAAUCUAUAAUUAACUGAAAUAUGAUUUUCAAGCUAGUGUCCGGAACUGUUUCUGAAACCAAAAUCUUUCUAGGAUCUUCAUUACAUUUUAUUUUUGUAUUAAAAUUGAAAGCAUAUUGUUCUAAUUAUGCAGUUGCUUUAGUGGUGAACACUAUGCCCAAUUUUUUGUCCAAACCAAGGCAGAUUAGUGUUAGCGAUAUGGAAUUAUUUGUCGCAUUUAAUGUGGCUAUGUACCUUGCUAUAGAAAGCUAGACACAAAUAUGACUCUGCAAUUUAUGACAGCAAAAAAUUUGGCUAUACUUUGAGAUUUAAAAACAUACUGGCACAUAUUGAAGGGAAAAAUCUUCUUUCUUUAAUUUUGCAAGUUCUUAUUUCAGCUGCAACAGAAAAGAAGUAGCCGGUGCAAGUGGAACAGAGGCAACUGAUAACAAAGCUAAAUUUAAUUAAUAAAUUUUGUAUUUUAAAAUAUGCAUCCCAAAAGCCGUAUGUAUUUCCUAGAAAAACACCAAAUUAUUACAAUUAUUUUUGUUUGCUUAGUUUGGGUAACUUCUUGUUACAAGAAUAUACUGGAGCUUUGCUAGGUUGUCUGUUACCCACACUGCUCCCUGUGGAAAUACAGGGAAUGCUCAUGAAACUAGAAUUUCUGAAGCAAAAUAGAAAAAAAUAAGAGUUUCAAGAUGACUCAGCUGUUAAAAAGUCACUGGAUUGUUCUCUUAGCAAAGAAUGAAAUAGCUCUUAAUACUUGACUGGACAGGUACCAGUUUAGCAGUGGAAAUACAAAUGUGUACCUCCCUUGAGUAUUGCUAGUAAAUACGUACAAUCUCCAGCAAAAAACUCCAGUAAAUUCUUUUCUCCUUGGACUUUGUGCCAAAUGUGUCUCCCAGCCCUUGGCUGACCUGUUGAGGUAAAUGAGAGAACAACUAUAGUCCUACCAUCUCGGAAUCUGGAAGUGGCUGCUGUUUGCGUUGAGUUCUCAGUAAUUAUCCAAUAAUAAUGAAAAGCUUGUGUAUGUUGAAGGCUAUGAUGCUAGAGCCCUCAUUGAAGAGUAUUUGCAUAAGAAGUCAAUUUUCUGCCAGUGAAGGAAAAAUCAGGGUCAUUUACGGAAUGGAGCAGAAUUAUGUAUUAACACAUCAUUGUGCAUGUCUGAAAGCGCUGGAAUGAUCGGUGAGGCUACAAUCUGUUUUCAGGCCUUGGUUUGGGGCAAUCAUUUUAACUAAAUGUUCAGCAGGAAAAAGAUGACUUAAGUUUUACUAAUCUGUAGCUCAUGUGCUGUAUUCAUUAUCUUGUAUGUACACAAAUACAGUGGUGGUGGUACAUAAAUUUGUUUUUUACAUGUAAAAUCAAUUUUCCUUUAUACUUAGUAUCCAGCUUAUGUGUCAGGGCAGUGUUUUGUUUGUUUUUCAGCAGUAUAUUAUGACAUGUACAUGGGACACAUUAACUUCCUCAGCAGCUGUUGCUUGGUUCACUUUGCCUUAUUUAUAGCUUGAAAUGCACUUCUGGUUAAAUAAUCUUUUAAGAGAAUUAAAAUCAGAUGGACUUAUUGGGGAUAAAUGUAUAUGUCCAGACUACUCACCAAGUUUAUGUAUAACCUUUAUUGAAAUGAAAAUACACAACUACAAACCAUACUUGCAUACCAGUGUGCCUAUUUUUUUAUUGUGGGAGCACUUAAAAAGUGAAAUUAAAAGUCACAACCUAAGGCAGAUAUACCAAAAAAUUAAAUCUUGAGUAACAACAUAACAAGAUAUUUUCUGUAUACAGUGGGUUUAAAAUUCUUAGCCUGUUUCAAGAAAUAAAAAAAGGUUGUAGAGCAAGCAAAAAGCAAGAAGCUCCACCAUCAGCCAGGAGCUGGGGCUGACAGUGGAGCUCUUUAUGACUAACAGGGAUGUCUUCCACACCUAAGCUAAAAUGCUUGUGUGCCCUUCACGUCACCCACUGGGUUUCUUAGUGUCACAUUAGGGUAAGGAUAUGCGUUUCUUCCCUGACACACUUGAACUUUGCAAGUGGUGUAGUGGACUUUGUAAGCAAAUAUCGAGCUAAUUUUCUUACUUCUUAUCUCUUGAUGCCUGAAGUAAGGAAUUUGGUUGCAAGGGAUAUGAAUUUCAAGUGAUUUGGCAUUGUGUAAAAGCCUGUAUUAGACCUGUCAGCCCUAUUGCACUCCCUGUGGAGAAGACAGUGUCGAUUUGUUUUGUUUUAGUAUCAAAAAUACAAAUGGGGAGAAUCAAAAAUAUAAAUGGAGAGAGAGUAACUUUUAAACUUCAGUAUAAAGUAACAAUAAAAAAUACCUCUUUAUUAACCUUCAAUAUACCCAUUCAUUGUGCAUGGUAGGAAACUGGGGAUAUGUUUAUAGCCAUCGCAAUUGUGAGUUAGUGACCUUUCUAGCCAAGUGAAAUGAAAUGGCUUGAAAAUGGAAUUCUUUUUAAUUGGCAUGUUUGUAGAUGGUGGGGAAAGGGGAUUUGCUAAAGCAUGUGUGUAACAUAAAGCCUGUGAGGAACUGUGAGAAAAGCUUGAAGCCUGAGCUCAGAUGUAAACCUGUGCAGAGAAUGAGGUAGGUGUGUCAGGAAGCAGAGUCACAUUCUCAGCUUUUUUUCCCUAAACUGGAGGUACAGUCACUGCAGUUACGCCUCAGUGACCAUGAAACCGAGUCGGCAGAAGCUGAAGGACUCCGCUCCUGAAAGCCUCAUCAGGACUUGUCAUCGCUCUAAUGAAUAUCAUUUAAAUUGCUUUGUAUAUUGGUGAAGUUUGGAUGUCGAUUUAAUUUGUGCAUGUGUUUGAGUUCUUCUGCUUGGCUAGGCUAACAGAGAGCAACAGCCUAAUGAAAAGUGAGUUGGUGACAGCGUGAUGAGCCUCAACCCAAUCAAAUGUGUUUGAAGGGCUGUUGUGACAGAGAUCUUAAAAGUAGAUCUAAGAAAGGGGAGUAAUGCUUCAGUUCAGUGCAAUUGUUUCAGGCUAAGAUCACUGCUUUUUGUACCUCUGAAUGGCUGAAAUUUUUCUGUGUGCACUCUGGCUUGUAUUAAAACAUGAAUUCCUCACAGGCUUGUGUUUAAAGGAGCCCAAAAGAAUGGGCUCCCUCUAUUAAAUGUCUCUGGUAAUUACUGGAGUUAAAACACCA